Molecule: messenger RNA, 1887 nt
Organism: Cynocephalus volans (Philippine flying lemur)
Lineage: Eukaryota; Metazoa; Chordata; Mammalia; Dermoptera; Cynocephalidae
Gene: PRSS53
Product: serine protease 53
Exons: 11
Coding region: 1-1665 (554 amino acids)
Biological process (GO): proteolysis
Molecular function (GO): serine-type endopeptidase activity
Source: RefSeq, a predicted model, not a curated record
AUGAAGCAGAGCUGGGGACCAGGGCUGCUCAUCCUGGGAGCACUGGUCUUCAUAGAGGGUCUUCAGACAGCUCAGCAUGCCUGUGGGCAGCGUGGCCCUGGUCCCCCUGAACCUCAGGAGGGCAACACGACACCUGGAGAGUGGCCCUGGCAGGCCAGCGUGAGGAGGCAGGGAGUCCACAUCUGCAGUGGCUCCCUGGUGGCAGACACCUGGGUCCUCACUGCUGCCCACUGCUUUGAAAAGGAGGCAGCAACAGAACUGAACUCCUGGUCAGUUGUCCUGGGUUCUCUGCAGCGUGAAGGGCUGAGCGCAGGGGCUGAGGAGAGAGGGGUGGCUGCCCUGCAGUUGCCCAGGGCCUAUAAUCACUACAGCCAGGGCUCUGACUUGGCUCUGCUGCAGCUUGCUCACCCAGCGGCUCACACACCCCUCUGUCUGCCCCAAACUACACAUCGCUUCCCCUUUGGAAGCUCCUGCUGGGCCACUGGCUGGGAUCAGGACACAAGUGAUGCUCCUGGGACCCUCAGGAAUCUGCGCCUGCGUCUAAUCAGCCGCCCUACAUGUAACUGUCUCUACAACCGGCUACACCAGCGGCUGCUGUCCAGCCCGGCCCGGCCUGGGAUGCUGUGUGGGGGUGCCCAGCCCGGGGUGCAGGGGCCCUGUCAGGGAGAUUCCGGGGGCCCUGUGCUGUGCCGAGAGCCUGAUGGACACUGGGUUCAGGCUGGGAUCAUCAGCUUCGCAACAAGCUGUGCCCAGGAGGACACUCCUGUGCUGCUGACCAACAUGGCUGCUCACAGCUCCUGGCUGCAGCCUCGAGCUCACGGGGCAGCCUUUCUGGCUCAGAACCCAGAGACCCUGGGGACCAGUGAUGAGGACAGCUGUAUAGCCUGCGGAUCCUUGAAGGGAGGUCCCCAGGCAGGAGCCCCUUCCCUGUGGCCCUGGGAGGCCAGGCUGAAGCACCAGGGGCGGCUAGCCUGUGGCGGAGCCCUGGUGUCAGAGGAGGCGGUUCUGGCUGCUGCCCACUGCUUCAUCGGGCGCCAGAGCCCAGAGGAAUGGAGCGUAGGGCUGGGGUCUGGGCCAGAGGAGUUGGGCCUGAAGCAGCUCAUCCUGCAUGGGGCCUACACCCACCCAGAGGGGGGCUACGAUGUGGCCCUCCUACUGCUGGCCCAGCCUGUGACACUGGGCCCCAGCCUGCGGCCCCUCUGCCUGCCCUACGCUGAUCACCACCUGCCUGAUGGGGAACGCGGCUGGGUCCUGGGGCUGGCCCACCAGGGAGCAGGCAUCAGCUCCCCCCAGACAGUGCCUGUGACCCUCCUGGGGCCUAGGGCCUGCAACCGGCUGCAUGCAACCCCCGGGAGCGACAGCAUCCCCAUUCUGCCAGGGAUGGUGUGUACCAGUGCUGUGGGUGAGCUGCCCCACUGUGAGGGCCUUUCUGGGGCACCACUGGUGCAUGAGGUGAGGGGCAUGUGGUUCCUGGCUGGGAUACACAGCUUUGGAGAUGCCUGCCAAGGCCCAGCAAGACCUGCAGUCUUCACAGCGCUCCCCGCCUAUGAGGACUGGGUCAGCAGUUUGGACUGGCAGGUCUACUUUGCGGAGGAGCCUGAGCCUGAGCCCGAGCCCGAGCCCGAAAGCUGCCUGGCCAACAUGAGCCAACCAGCCAGCUGUUAACAGGUGACCCAGGCUGUUCGCAGGACAUGGAACACAGUCAAUUCCCACUGCCCUUGCCCCUACCCAUGCGUGGUUGCAGGCACUAGGGCAGGCUCAACAGCCUAGUGGGACCUAACCUGCACAGGACCAGCAGAUGCCCCAUACCCCCCUGCAGGACAGGGGUGUCACUCGCCUGUGACUGUCCCCACACCCAGCUCUGCUCUCCAAUGCAGGCAUCCCCAG